This is a messenger RNA of Lucilia cuprina (Australian sheep blowfly), 580 nucleotides long. It is a transcript of the gene nAChRalpha5, whose product is annotated as acetylcholine receptor subunit alpha-type acr-16. NCBI's taxonomy places the organism in Eukaryota, Metazoa, Arthropoda, Insecta, Diptera, Calliphoridae. The transcript has 4 exons. The coding region runs from base 35 to 559 and encodes 174 amino acids. The record is from RefSeq and is a predicted model, not a curated record. Gene Ontology annotation, cellular component: membrane. Gene Ontology annotation, biological process: monoatomic ion transport.
CAACCAACCAACAGGUACAUAUUUCAAUUGCAUAAUGUUUAUGGUAGCUUCAUCCGUUGUGUCAACGAUUUUAAUAUUAAAUUAUCAUCAUCGAAAUGCUGAUACACACGAAAUGUCCGAAUGGAUACGUGUGGUAUUUCUAUGCUGGUUGCCCUGGAUCUUACGUAUGCAUCGACCAGGUAGACCUAUAAUAUUGGAUUUUUCUUCAACACCCUGUUCGGAUACUUCAUCGGAGAGAAAACAUCAAAUUUUAAGCGAUGUGGAACUCAAAGAGCGCUCCUCGAAAUCAUUACUGGCCAAUGUUUUGGAUAUUGAUGAUGAUUUUCGUAAUGUAAGGCCCAUGACUCCAGGUGGUACACUGCCUCAUAAUCCAGCAUUUUAUCGUACAGUUUAUGGACAAGGUGAUGAUGGUAGCAUAGGUCCCAUAGGCAGCACCCGAAUGCCGGAUGCUGUAACGCAUCAUACAUGUAUAAAAACACAAACGGAAUAUGAAUUAAGUUUAAUAUUAAAGGAAAUACGUUUCAUCACGGAUCAGGUAUGUUAUUACGGCUUAAGUUAGAUUGUAGAAAAAAGGUUUAGU